Molecule: messenger RNA, 1062 nt
Organism: Cuscuta campestris
Lineage: Eukaryota; Viridiplantae; Streptophyta; Magnoliopsida; Solanales; Convolvulaceae
Source: the annotation of a GenBank genome assembly
UUUCGAGAAAUAGAAUAGUAGUUAUAAAACAAAUUUGUGUUAGCACACGAUAUAUAUAGAGACGAAUUGAAUUGAAGCACCAUUUGAUUUCUUAUGAUUUCUACUCGUAUUAUCCAUAUAUAAAAACAAUGGCUUUGGAAGCACCACUUUCCACCACAAAUGACAUCUUCAACCACCAUACACCGCCGUGCGCCGCCGCCGCAUUGCCCGCCAUCUGCUCAUCGGAUUUCCGCGUCGGCGGCCGCUCCGGCAUGUUGCGGCCAAGGCGGACGAUCGACUCGGUGAUCGCGUGGGAGGGAGAGGGGUACGAGGCGGCAGGCGGUGGCAGGAGGAAGCGGAAGAGGAGGCCGAGGGUAUGUAAGAAUAAAGAGGAGGCGGAGACUCAGCGGAUGACUCACAUUGCCGUCGAGAGAAACCGCCGUAAGUUGAUGAAUGAACAUCUCGCCGUCCUCCGCUCCCUCAUGCCGGAAUCCUACUCUCAAAGGGGUGACCAGGCGUCAAUAGUGGGUGGGGCUAUAGAAUUUGUGAAGGAGUUGGAACACCACUUGCAACUACUAGAAGCUCAGAAGCUCCGACUGGGAGGCGGCGGCGGCAGAGCAACCACGGAGACAGCCGCGGCCACGCCUCCCCCGGAGGCAGCGGGGGAGACUACGCCGCCGCCUCCGCCGCCGUUCUCCCAAUUCUUCGCCCACCCUCAAUACACAACGGCAAAAGGCACGGCGGCGGACAUCGAGGUGACGUUGGUGGAAACGCAUGCAAACGUUCGAAUCCGGUGGAGGAGAGGCGGCGGCGGCGGCCGGCAAGUGUCGAAAUUGGUGGCGGCGUUCGAGGCAUUGCAUAUGUCUGUUCUUCACCUCAAUGUCACCACCUUUCAUCCCUUGGUUCUCUAUUCUAUCAGUGCUAAGGUGGAAGGGGGUUGCCAGCUACAAUCUGCAGAUGCAAUAGCAUGGGGAGUCCACCACGUCCUCAUCGGAUUAACACAAGACGAAUUACCGCAUCCCUCUUAAUUAUUUUUACUGCGUGCAGUAACUCUUCUCCUUCCACUACCUUUCACUGUAACAU